AUGACCACAUCCCCUGAGAAGGCGGAUUCACUGCCCAUCAUCAUCGUGCUCGUCUGCGUCUUCCUCCUCCUGGCCACCUUCCUCAUCAUCGUCACCCUCUGCAAGCCACAGGCACUGGACCAGUCCCACUGGGGACCCCGUGAGUUCAUGCCCCAUCACCCAGUGGAUGCCAGUGAGCCCCAGCUGAGGCUCUGGAAGCGACUGGGCUCCUUGAGAUGCUCCAUCAACACCUUCAGGAGGAGCAGGCAGGUCUCCCACAGCCAGCCCACCUGCACCAAGAGCCCCCCUGCCAGCCAGGACUGGGACAUCAUGGAGUCCACCAAAAUGUGA
Chaetura pelagica (chimney swift) is the source of this 330-nucleotide messenger RNA. Its product is annotated as chromosome unknown open reading frame, human C10orf105. The transcript has a single exon. NCBI's taxonomy places the organism in Eukaryota, Metazoa, Chordata, Aves, Apodiformes, Apodidae. Bases 1 to 330 code for a protein of 109 amino acids. The record is from RefSeq and is a predicted model, not a curated record.